AUGGCGGACGUAAAGAUACAAGAGCUCCUGCAAAAGCCCCGCAACGAGCUGACCGAGUACGAAAUCGCCCAGCUCGAGGAAUAUGAGUUCACGUCCGGCCCUCUCUCCAUCCUCCAGACGGCGGUUCGCCAGCAUACACAAGUCCUGAUCUCCUGCCGCAACAACCGCAAACUCCUCGCGCGCGUGAAGGCGUUUGAUCGGCAUUGCAACAUGGUUCUAGAGAAUGUGAAGGAGAUGUGGACGGAGACGCCGAGAUUGGCGUCGGGGAAGAAGGGAAAGCCGAUGAAUAAGGACCGCUUUAUCAGCAAGAUGUUUCUACGGGGCGACUCAGUCAUACUUGUUCUGCUGAGUUGA
Coniosporium apollinis CBS 100218 is the source of this 354-nucleotide messenger RNA. Its product is annotated as small nuclear ribonucleoprotein Sm D2. The transcript is spliced from 3 exons. Bases 1 to 354 code for a protein of 117 amino acids. Gene Ontology annotation, molecular function: RNA binding. Gene Ontology annotation, cellular component: U4/U6 x U5 tri-snRNP complex; catalytic step 2 spliceosome; U5 snRNP. The record is from RefSeq and is a predicted model, not a curated record. Lineage: Eukaryota; Fungi; Ascomycota; Dothideomycetes. Gene Ontology annotation, biological process: RNA splicing; spliceosomal snRNP assembly.